Molecule: messenger RNA, 1108 nt
Organism: Solanum pennellii
Lineage: Eukaryota; Viridiplantae; Streptophyta; Magnoliopsida; Solanales; Solanaceae
Exons: 1
Coding region: 134-991 (285 amino acids)
Biological process (GO): root development; shoot system development
Source: RefSeq, a predicted model, not a curated record
AAUCUAAAAAAAAAACAGAGUGCUCUGUUUCUUGUCGCUUUCUAAUACAAUUUUGGUAUAAAUAGGAUUGUGUUUCAAAGGCAUUUAAUCAUAUCCCCAAAACAAAAUCGAGUCCCAAAAAAACAGAGAAAAAAUGGCAACUUUUUCAUCAAAAUCCAAUAAAAGAUCCAUCAGUUUGCCAAGCAGAUCACAUCCAGCUACUCAGAAUAUUGAAGAGGAGCUUACCAAGCUUAAAACUUGGGAAUUCUCUGCUUCACCAACUGCAGAAGCUGUUUAUAAUGGUCUUGUAGGUUUUGGGGAGGUGCAUAAGUGUAUGGGUGAUCUUCUAAACUUGCCCCUUACACUUCAAUCCCUUUCUCAAUGCCAAAAUAAGAAAUGGGUCGAUGAAAUCUUGGAUAAAUCUGUCAGAUUUCUUGAUGUUUGUGGAAUAACAAGGGAGCUCGUUUCGCAAUUUAAGGAAAAUGUUAAAGAUGUUCAGUCUUCAUUGAGGAGGAGAAAAGGAGAUUUGAGCAUCAACAACUACACCACAUUCAGGAAGAAAAUGAAGAAAGAAGCCAAAAAUUUGAUUACAGCUUUGAAAAGAAUGGAUCAUGAGGAAGUAGUUGAUGUAAUGGAAAUUGAUGAUCAACUUGUCUCAGCUGUUAUUAGAGUCCUAAGAGAAGUUGCCACAAUAGGUAUUUCAGUAUUCCAAAUGGUGUUGAGUUUCUUAUCAGCUCCAAUUUGUAAGCCAAUUAGCAAAUGGUCUUUGGUUUCAAGAUUAGUGAACAAGGGUGGAGAUCAAGACAAUGUGAAUGAGAUAGAAAGUGUUGAUGCUGCAUUAAGCAGCCUUUCCAAGUGUGAUCCUAAUGAAAUGGAGAAGAUCCAAUUUGUACUAAGCAAAUUGGAAAGAGUGGAAGCUCAUUUUGAAUGCAUUGAGAAUGGUCUUGACAACAUAUUUAGAUGCUUGAUUAGAUCAAGAAGCACACUACUAAAUGUUGUCUCUUGCCAAUGAAAAUACCAUAUUAUUGUAUUGUAUAAGCAUAUCCAAAUAUUUGUAGGAUAUGCUUAUGAAAUUCAUGUAAAGGAACAUUUUUGUAAUUACACAAACAUACAACGAAAUUUACUAUUA